This is a messenger RNA of Fopius arisanus, 1788 nucleotides long. RefSeq names its product myoneurin. Gene Ontology annotation, molecular function: DNA-binding transcription factor activity; zinc ion binding; RNA polymerase II cis-regulatory region sequence-specific DNA binding. The record is from RefSeq and is a predicted model, not a curated record. Bases 191 to 1507 code for a protein of 438 amino acids. The transcript is spliced from 5 exons. Lineage: Eukaryota; Metazoa; Arthropoda; Insecta; Hymenoptera; Braconidae. Gene Ontology annotation, cellular component: nucleus. Gene Ontology annotation, biological process: regulation of transcription by RNA polymerase II.
CUAGAAAUAAUUUCAGAGAUCGUGCAGAUCAACACGAGAAUCAAUCAGCUAACUUUUAAAAAGUGUAUUGUUGUUUUACUCUCAUUGAUGUUGUGAUUGUUCGGGCAAAAUAGAAAUUGAGAUUGAUAUCCGGAGGGUUCAGCGGAUUUAAUGCUGUUGAAUGACAUGAAUUGAGGACCCAGUGCUAAUAAUGCGUGCAACUAUGGAACAGACGUGCAGAUUAUGCACUACAAGAGGCACUGAUUAUACGCCAAUUUUCCGGAAAAAUGAUGAGGAUAUCGUGAGGAUGAUCAGGUGUUUACCGGUGCAAAUUCGUCCAGGUGAUGGUUUGCCGCAUCACAUAUGUCCAGGAUGUCUUGAUGCCUUAGAGGUCAGUUACAACCUCCACGUUCUCUGUCUAAAAGCGAACCUCGAGCUUCUAGAGAAAUCCUCAACCCUGAGGAUAGAAAAGUUGAAGCAAAUGGCAAGCCCUACGAGGAAAAAAAAUGAAUCGAGAGAGAGAAAGUCGACUGAGGAUGCCUCAGACUUUAGCAAGGAUCCCAUAAUAGUGGAGACUUAUCACUUCCCCGAGGCUGUGUACAAUGAUCUUCCUAGCUAUAAAGACUUCUCUGAGAUCUUCCUGAGGGUACCUGCAGUCAAGCUCGAACGAAUGGAUGACUGUGUCAGUUGGAGUAAUGGACAAGAUGUUAAUCAUAAUGUUCUUUCAAAUGCCCUUGUAGAGCACCAAUGCAAGCUAGAGCCCAUCGAUAUUGACGAGGCUGGCCCCUCUGGGUACCAGGAAAACGUCGAUGAACUCGAGGAUGAAAAUCAGUCUUCGAUAUUUAUAAAUCCGAGCGUUAAACCCUUCCGAGGACCAAAACGUACCUGUAAGAAAUGUGGCAGGACCACAUCCGUUUCAGAAUUUCGUCUUAUCAGAUAUAAGAAUAAAAGUCGAGCACGGGCACAACUCUGUAAUUCUUGCGAAGUGGAGAAAUCAAGAGAUAGCAAUCCCAAAUCUCCGGAGAUGAACAAUCAUCCAUGCAGGAGUAUUGAAAAUACCCAGGAAGUUGAAAGUGGCCAACAGCCUGACCUCCACCUGAGUUUCGAUGAUUUCAGAAAUCUCCAUGUGUCAAAUGAACAUUCAUACGCUCGUUUCGCCCGUUCAUGUGCCCUCAAAACUAUUUGGAAACAACAAUUGGCUAAGAUCAAUGCACCCCCCAGAGAAAAAAUACUACCCAAUCCAAAAUCCAUCAUUUCUUGUCUCAGCUGUGGGAAAAAAUAUUCGAGGUACUCUAAAUUGAAGUACCACAUAGCAAUUCAGCAUACACCCCCAGAGAGGUGGGAGCAUCACUGUGAUCUGUGUGGAGCAAGUUUUCCAAUCCGUAAUGACCUGAUAACGCACCAGGCAUCUGGUCAUGAUAGCGAACGGAACUUUAUGUGCGACUUGUGCCCCCUGAAGUUCGAGAACAGACGAAAACUAGGGCACCAUAAAGCCUUUCGUCAUGGGAUGCUGAGACGAGAGAGUUGAAAUGAACAAUUGGGUACUGAAAAUUGUUUUCGUGUUCGUGAACUGUUAAGAAAUAGAAUAUAAGUUGGACUUCUCAAUAGUUUCGUCGUAUGCACCGAUACUAAUAAUGUUAAUGGGGGAUUUUCGAGAGUAGUGCCUGGAAUGAUAAAUAAAUUUUAUAUUCUUCGGAGAGCUUCCCAUCGAUAUUCGAUGCCUUACGAGAAACUAUGCGAAAAUUAUUAUUAUUAUGCGUGAAAUAAAGCUUUAUGGAAAUAUUUUUCGUGAAUUUUUCGCGUAGUUUA